AUGUCUGAAAGCAAUAGCCCUACACCACAACCAAAUAUCAUUCCAACAAAUACUAACAAACUUCUUCGUCAAACACAAAAACCAAUCGGACCCGAUGAUAGGAGCACAUUACUAGUGGCCGAAAGAGCAGUUUAUGAGACAAGAUUAAACUCUCCAAUUGCAUUCAAUGUUUUAAUUUUUAAUUUAGCUCUCGGAUCUGCAUAUGUGAGUGGAGUUUUAAGAAAGAGAAGAAAUCCACCACAAACUGGUAAAGCCAAUAUUUUGACUGUUUCAUCAUCACUCCUGCUUGUAUUCUCUUUUAUGAGAAACUUGUCACCUAGUUUUGAGAGGAAGUAUGCUCUCGAUCCAAGAGAGGAUAAACUUUCUCCAAGUGGAUUGAAGAGAUGGGUGGAAAAAAAGAAGGAAUUGGAGGAAAAGUACAAGAGUGUUUCUGAAUAACUUGGUAUGAUUUUUGAUGAUGAAUUGCUAGACAUGGUAUCAGUAAAAAGAGAAGGAUUGAGGCAGAGGAUGAAAAAGUUUUGAAUUUUGAAAUUUUGUAACCAUUAAAUAUAUCCACAAGGCAGCAUAACUACUUGUGGCUCUUUAA
This is a messenger RNA of Naegleria gruberi, 586 nucleotides long. RefSeq lists its product as uncharacterized. The record is from RefSeq and is a predicted model, not a curated record. Bases 1 to 438 code for a protein of 145 amino acids. NCBI's taxonomy places the organism in Eukaryota, Heterolobosea, Eutetramitea, Acrasida, Naegleriidae. The transcript has a single exon.